CCAAACACCAGCGUGCUAAUGCUUCCCCUCAAAAUAUUUUGGCUUUUCUGCUUUUCAGCUGGUUUCACUCAUCGCUCGUCAUCUGUGUAUCAGAAGUCAUAGCGUCACAACAAGUAUAAUCCCCGGAGCAUUCCAGCGUCUCAGCUCUUCCUCCUUAUUUUUCCGGAGGGAAAUCAAUGAUGGAGGAACACAGCGUAGAAAAUAUGACGCUGAGCCAGACCAUACCACCACUGAGCCAGGACUCGUUUCAGCAGCUGUGGGAGAGUGUAUGCACUCCCUCCAUCUCCACCAUACCCACGGAAAGUGUGAAUUACGCAUCAACGGACAUGGUAAGCCUCCUUGAUGAACUUACAAAUAGGUUUGACGAAGACCAAUUGUUUGAGCUGCCCGGAGAUAUGUCUUCCAAGGACGGAGUCACUCCCCCAGCUCCCACCGUCCCAGUCACAGUAGACUACCCAGGGGAGUUCGGGUUCGAACUUCGAUUUCAGAAGUCUGGCACUGCCAAAUCAGUGACUUCAACAUACUCUGAGCUUCUGAAUAAAUUGUACUGCCAGCUGGCAAAAACCAGCCUUAUUGAAGUGCUGGUAGGAAAGCAGCCUCCUCAGGGUGCUAUCCUCAGGGCCACGGCGGUUUACAAGAAGAACGAGCAUGUGGCUGAUGUGGUCCGCAGAUGUCCCCACCACCAGAAUGAAGACGUCACGGAGUACCGCAGCCAUCUGAUCAGGGUGGAGGGCAGCCAGAGGGCUCUGUAUUUCGAAGAUCCUCACACUAAGAGGCAGAGUGUGACCGUCCCCUAUGAGCCUCCACAGUUGGGCUCAGAGAUGACCACAAUCCUGCUGAGCUUUAUGUGCAACAGCUCAUGCAUGGGAGGCAUGAACCGCCGGCCCAUCCUCACCAUCCUGACCCUCGAGACUCCAGAGGGACUGGUUUUGGGGCGGAGGUGUUUCGAGGUGCGUGUCUGCGCAUGUCCAGGCAGGGACCGCAAAACUGAGGAGGAGAACAGCACCAAGAUGCAGAACGGCACCAAGCAAACCAAAAAACGAAAGAGCGCUCCUGCUCCUGACAACACUACUGCAAAGAAGUCUAAAUCUACCUCCAGUGCAGAGGAGGAGGACAAGGACAAGGAGGUGUUCGUUCUGCAUGUUCGUGGACGCGAGCGUUACGAAUGGUUGAAGAAAGUCAACGAAGGUCUGGAGCUGCACGACAAAGAAAACAAAAACAAGAGCAGCGCAUCCACGAAGCAAGAUGUCCCUCUGCCUUCCAGCGGAAAGAGACUCUUGCAAAGAGGAGAGAAGAGUGACAGCGACUGAAAAACUUGCUUUCUCUAUCACGAGAGACAAAAAAAAAAUCCAAAAAUAUUUCUCUUACUCCACUGCCAGCCUGGUUUUUUUAAAGGGCCAGUGUGUACGAUUUAAGGGGGAUCUAUUGGCAGAAAUGGAUUAUAAGACUCAUAAGUAUUUUUUCGUUUGUGUGUAAUCACCUGAAACUAAGAUUGGCUGUCCUUUCGUUACUUUACAAUGAGCCCUUUAUAUCUACGUGAGGGUCCUCCUUCACUGAGUCCGCCAUGUUUCUGCAGUAGCUCAGGACGGACAUAUCAAACGAUGGCUUUGAAAAGGUCCAUUUCGCAUCUGUUUUGAGAGUUAUUUGAAUGUUUCUUCUGCUCGCUUGGAAGAGAGGAGAGAGAGAGGGGAGGUGUUGGUUUGUAGUCUACAACCUCACCUCACUGUGACCAGUUCUGCUUCCUCCUCAGUGCUCAUAAUGUAUUAUAAAAAAUAUAUAUGUCACAUAUACUGCCAGUGUUCUAAAUGCUAAUUAUGAAUUGGGUUAAAACAAGGACCGCACCUGUCACAGUCACUGCCAUUCAUUGCAGGUUUGAAUAUGUGGUAGUAUAGAAAAUCACAUGUAAGUGGGGGCUGUUUUUUUUAUACUUUUUAAAAAUAUAUAUCAUGAACAGCUGUAAAGUUUUGCCCUUUUUUUCAUUUUAAGGGAACCAUAAGUCAUUAGCAUCACCUCCUGGAUGGUAGUGAUGCGUCUCACAGUGAACAUCUACUGUCAGUAUUUUUGCUCAAAUAAAAACUGGAUUUGGUAGCCGAGGGGCCUGGCUGGAUCACCCCAGAGGUUUUCUCCCUAUGCUUCUUUACAGAGAGGGACACAAUAUAUUGAUU
Molecule: messenger RNA, 2165 nt
Organism: Scomber japonicus (chub mackerel)
Lineage: Eukaryota; Metazoa; Chordata; Actinopteri; Scombriformes; Scombridae
Gene: tp53
Product: tumor protein p53
Exons: 11
Coding region: 177-1310 (377 amino acids)
Biological process (GO): protein tetramerization; apoptotic process; regulation of transcription by RNA polymerase II
Cellular component (GO): nucleus
Molecular function (GO): DNA-binding transcription factor activity, RNA polymerase II-specific; RNA polymerase II cis-regulatory region sequence-specific DNA binding
Source: RefSeq, a predicted model, not a curated record